CAACAACAACAAAAAAAAAAAUUGUAUUUAUUUCUAAAAUCAGUUUCUAAUAUUUUUGUCAAGAUUCAAAAUCAUUUGAUUAUACUCAUCCAUUUUCUAAUAUUUUUUGGCAAUAUUCAGAAUUAGUUGCUAAAAAAAAAGAGGCAAUAUUCAGAAUUCAUUUGAUUAUCCUCGUGACCUCAUCAUGUACCUCAUCAUUCACAUACACUGCUCAGAAAAAGCCAAUGGUCAUAUAUUAUCAUGCAUCUUCUUGAUUUUUUUUAUAAAUUCAAAUAUUAUCAUUCACCACCUUCACACCGCCAACACCCCUACAUGUUAGUCACCACUUCUCCACGCCGCCAUAGACGUGCUUUCCACUUCUUCCCCGUUUUAUAUAUAUAUCCUAUGAAUUCUACGUUUCUAAUCCAACCCUAAGCAUCUCACCUCUUACUUUUCAUUCACCUUUGUUAGUAUAUUACCUUAGAUUACUAAGUUUAUUAUGUCUCCUCCAGCGUUGAUUGUGUUAGAAGAUGGUCUAACCAACAAAUGGAGCAACGACGAGUGGCAGCGUCUCAGCGUUUUCCCCGGAGAAAACCCUAACCCUACUUUCAAUUUCUUAGUGAAGAACCAGCUGACAGUUUCACCGGUUCUCUCCCGCCCAUCUGUGAAAGAUGAAAGCUUCAGAAUGGUCUUACCUCUGGCUAUGUCUCCGCCAAGAGACAACGCCGUGCCGCUUCCUGUUCUUCCCGAGCCGAUGAUGAAGCCACGUAAGAAGCUUGGCACCCAAGAAUCCAUGCUUUCUGUUGGAAAAGCUAGGUAUCCCGUAAAAAAAUUUAUCCAUGAAGAUGAAGAAGAGUUCAAAUGCAACGCCUUCUGUUUAUCCCUCCCUGGAUUUAUGAAGCAAAAACAUGUGAGGUCACCGAAAAGCAGCGAUGAUUCUUCUGUAAAGAAGAAGAAGAUGACCAAAGCGUCAUCGUUUUCAAACUCCACAAUCUCCCUAGGUGACUCGUUUGAGAAAUUCGAAUGUGGCUCAUGGGCUUCAACAACAACGGCUCUAGCCCGAGAAAACAACCGGUUGUACUUUGAUCUACCAGUGGAGAUGAUCAAGUGUGGCCGUGGAAGCGGUGGAGAUGUCCAAGAACCAAUGAGUUUGGGUUUCUUCUUCGACAAGGAACGAGAAAGUUUACCUUUGAGAAGUGUUCUAAAGACUUCUCGGUCGGAAAGGCAACAAAGGGGUUGUUCGGCUGAGACAUCACCGCAUCGCCGUGUCAGGUUUUCAACCACGACCUCGGUUUCAUGCCCGACUUCACCGCGGUCGUGUAUCACCCCACGCUUGCUUAAAGCUAGAGAUGACUUCAACACGUUCUUAGCAGCACAGAACGCGUGAAGAACUUAAGAAAACAUAGCACUAUAAUAAGACUUACUAUAAUAUAUGUUCGUAUCUACAAGUAACCGGUAUGUAUAUAACAAUGAUGAAGGAUUACGAUAUUGAUCCUCCACAUGUAUCACCUUUGAUCCGAAUAUUAAGCUUUCUUUUUGGUACUAAUUUUCCCAUCAUUGUUUUUAUAUUGGUACAUAAUUAAUAAAACGUAUAAUAUAAACGGUAAAUACUAAACCUUUCAACAUCGUACAAACUUGAUGGAAGGAAAGUAAAAAGGUAUAUGUGUCUUUACAAGAAGAAGAAAACUUCAACGUCAAGAAAAGAGUUGAUAUGAAUCUCUGAGGCAGAUCCGAAAUGCAAACGCCCUCCAGUCAAAC
Molecule: messenger RNA, 1737 nt
Organism: Brassica rapa (field mustard)
Lineage: Eukaryota; Viridiplantae; Streptophyta; Magnoliopsida; Brassicales; Brassicaceae
Biological process (GO): photosystem I assembly; response to photooxidative stress
Cellular component (GO): chloroplast thylakoid membrane
Source: RefSeq, a predicted model, not a curated record